Molecule: messenger RNA, 4030 nt
Organism: Ricinus communis (castor bean)
Lineage: Eukaryota; Viridiplantae; Streptophyta; Magnoliopsida; Malpighiales; Euphorbiaceae
Product: LRR receptor-like serine/threonine-protein kinase RPK2
Exons: 1
Coding region: 337-3762 (1141 amino acids)
Biological process (GO): protein phosphorylation
Molecular function (GO): protein binding; protein kinase activity; ATP binding
Source: RefSeq, a predicted model, not a curated record
CACGUGGUAAUUUAAGGAAAGAAACUUAUAAGAAGAUGGAAGGAAAUGAAGAAAAAGGAAAAACAAAAUAAAAGAGGAAAAAAAGGCAAAAAGAAGAAAAGAAAAACGCGUUUUCUUAAAAAGGAAAAACAAGAGAAAAACAGAAGCACACAGUUGGAAUCCUUUUCUCCUUCUCCUCUUCCUUGCUUAGUUUCUCUUUUCUCUUUCUAGAACAGACCCAAAAAAUUAGCAUUAGGAUUUUCAGACAGAAACCCACUCUUUACUCUGCAACUACUGGAAGAGAGGGUUUAGGGUUUAAUCUGUAUAAUUCUUAAAGACCCUUUUCGGUGUUCGAAAAUGGGUUCAUCUUGUUUUUGUUCUUCAGUUACCAAAUGUCGUUCUUUAUCUCUCUUUUUUUGGCUACUUUAUCUCUCACUAAACCGUGUGGUUUUGGGUGAUUCCGACAAGUCUGUGCUGUUAGAGUUCAAAAACUCCUUGUCUGAUCAGUCAGGGUUGCUGUCUAGUUGGAAUCUGAUCAAUUCCGAUUAUUACUGUUCUUGGACUGGCGUUUCCUGUGAUAAGAACUCACGUGUUGUGUCUCUUAACAUCACUGGACAAGGCAACAACUAUGGUGAUAGAGGUAAGAAGAGUAAAAAUAGAAGCUUUUUCUUUUGUUCUGGUUCUGUUCAGUAUCCACUGUAUGGGUUUGGGAUUAGAAGAGAUUGUAAGAGUGGUAAUGGUGUUUUAGUGGGUAACUUGUUGCCUUUGAUUGCUAAGUUAACUGAGUUAAGGAUCUUAUCAUUGCCCUUUAAUGGGUUCAGUGGAGAGAUACCUGGUGAAAUAUGGGGCAUGGAAAAAUUAGAGGUUCUUGAUCUAGAGGGAAAUUUGGUUACUGGGUCAUUGCCUGUUUCCUUUUCUGGGUUAAGGAAUUUACAGGUGUUGAAUUUGGGGUUUAAUAAGAUAGAAGGAGAAAUACCGAGCUCGCUUGUUAAUUGUGCCAAUUUAGAGAUUCUAAAUUUAGCUGGUAAUCGCAUUAAUGGGACAAUCCCUGCCUUUGUUGGUGGAUUUAGGGGCGUUCAUUUGUCUUUGAACCAGCUUGCUGGGUCAGUGCCUGGUGAAAUUGGAUAUAAGUGUGAGAAACUUGAACACUUGGACUUGUCUGGUAACUUCUUCGUUGGAGCGAUCCCUACUAGUUUAGGAAAUUGUGGUAAUCUGAGGACAUUGUUGUUGUAUUCGAAUUUGUUCGAAGAAGUUAUUCCACCUGAACUUGGUAUGCUUAGAAAGCUUGAAGUGUUGGAUGUCUCAAGAAAUAGUCUCAGCGGAUCGAUACCUUUUGAGCUUGGAAAUUGCUCUGCAUUGUCUGUGCUUGUGCUUUCUAAUAUUAUCGAUCCAUAUCAGGGUGUUAACAGUUCGAGAGGGGACUAUUUGUUGGAUCAACUGAAUUCUGCAAAUGAAGAUUUCAACUUUUUCCAGGGAGGAAUCCCUAUGGAAAUUAUGAACCUCCCAAACUUAAGGAUGCUGUGGGCACCAAGUGCAACUCUAGAGGGCAGUUUGCAGAGUAACCACGGUGCUUGUGAUAAAUUAGAGAUGAUUAAUUUGGCUCAUAACUUUUUCAGCGGGGGAAUUCCUCGCAACUUCCGUCGUUGUGCUAAGCUAUGGUACCUGGACUUGAGUUAUAAUAGGCUUAAGGGGGAGCUUGCUGAGGGGCUUCUGGUUCCUUGUAUGACUGUGUUUGAUGUUAGUGGAAAUUCCUUAUCUGGUCCGAUUCCCAAUUUCUACAGAAACAGUUGCCAAUGGGUUCCUUCCAUAAAUGGGCAUCCCUCGAGCAUCUUUGAUCCCUCAUCUGCCUAUCUCUCGUUUUUUGCCCGCAAAGCUCAGGCUGGGAGUCUUGUACAGUCACUUGCUGGAGAUAGUGAAAGUAUAAUUCUUCACAACUUUGGGAGCAAUAAUUUUACUGGUACUCUCCAGUCCAUGCCAAUUGCUAAUGUCAGACUAGGAAAACAAACUGCUUAUGCAUUUUUAGCUGGAGAAAACAAGCUCACUGGUCCAUUCCUGGGGGUUUUGUUUGAGAAAUGUGAUGAAUUGAGCAAAAUGAUUCUUAAUGUUAGCAACAACAGAAUAUCGGGUCAGAUCCCAGCUGAUAUUGGUAAACUGUGCAGAUCUCUCAAACUUUUGGAUGCAUCUAGCAAUCAGAUUAUAGGGCCUAUUCCCCCUGGUGUUGGCAAAUUGGUAACUCUUGUUUCUCUAAAUUUGAGUUGGAAUAUAUUGCAAGGUCAAAUUCCUACUAGUCUCAGCCAAAUAAAGGGCCUGAGGUAUCUUUCCUUGGCUGGUAAUGAAGUGAAUGGAUCUAUCCCUAAUAGUUUAGGCAACUUAUGGUCUCUGGAAGUACUUGAUCUCUCUUCAAACAUGCUCUCUGGUGAGAUUCCAAACAAUCUCGUGAACUUGAGAAACCUAACCGCUCUUCUACUUAAUGACAAUAAACUUUCAGGGCAGAUACCUUUUGGUUUGGCAAAUGUUACUAUGCUCUCAGUAUUCAAUGUCUCUUUCAAUAACUUAUCUGGGCCAUUGCCAUUAAGUAACAAUUUGAUGAAAUGCAGCAGUGUUCUUGGAAAUCCUUAUCUACGGCCUUGCCAUGUUUUCUCUUUAACGGUUCCAACUCCAGAUCCAGGAAGUGCUACUGGCUCACAAAGCUAUGCUGUUUCACCAGCAAAUCAGAACCAAGGGAGUGGGAGCAACAGGUUCAAUUCAAUUGAGAUAGCAUCAAUAGCGUCUGCAUCAGCCAUUGUCUCAGUUCUUGUAGCUCUGAUUGUGCUCUUUUUCUAUACCAGAAAGUGGAGCCCAAAGUCCAAAAUAAUGGGAACUACCAAAAAGGAAGUAACAAUCUUUACAGACAUUGGUGUUCCCUUGACAUAUGAGAAUGUCGUGCGGGCUACUGGGAGCUUCAAUGCCAGCAACUGCAUUGGUAAUGGAGGUUUUGGGGCUACAUACAAAGCAGAAAUAUCUCCUGGGGUCUUAGUGGCAAUCAAACGACUUGCAGUUGGACGAUUCCAGGGUGUUCAGCAGUUUCAUGCUGAAAUUAAAACCCUUGGAAGGCUCCAUCAUCCAAAUCUUGUCACACUAAUUGGUUAUCAUGCCAGUGAAACUGAAAUGUUCCUCAUAUAUAAUUAUUUGCCCGAUGGUAAUUUGGAAAAGUUUAUCCAGGAAAGGUCCUCUAGAGCUGUGGACUGGAGAAUACUUCAUAAGAUUGCUUUGGAUGUAGCCCGUGCGCUUGCUUACCUCCAUGAUCAGUGUGUACCGCGUGUACUUCAUCGCGAUGUCAAGCCUAGCAAUAUCCUUCUAGAUAAUGAUUUCAAGGCCUAUCUGUCUGACUUUGGUUUGGCUAGGCUUUUGGGAACUUCUGAAACACAUGCUACUACAGGUGUGGCUGGAACCUUUGGUUAUGUCGCCCCAGAAUAUGCAAUGACUUGUCGUGUUUCGGAUAAGGCUGAUGUUUACAGUUAUGGGGUUGUGCUUCUAGAGUUGCUCUCUGACAAGAAAGCUUUGGAUCCAUCAUUUUCCUCAUAUGGGAAUGGCUUCAAUAUUGUUGCUUGGGCGUGCAUGCUCCUAAGACAGGGCCGGGCGAAAGAUUUCUUUACUGCUGGGUUAUGGGAUGGUGGUCCCCAUGAUGAUUUGGUUGAAGUGUUACAUCUAGCAGUUGUAUGCACUGUUGACUCAUUAUCGACUAGACCUACAAUGAAGCAAGUUGUACGGAGAUUGAAGCAACUUCAACCGCCCUCGUGCUAGCUGCAUGAUAAGGUUUGUGAAUUUGUAGAAUUUAAAGAUCCCCGUUCGUUCUCCUUGUUGCGGGGUGUCCUUGGCUUAGGUAGAGCUCAGUUAUAGUUAUUCCCACUUGUAAAUUGUAAUAUAGUUCUGCCCCAUUUUUUAAUGUUGUUUCCCUGAUUAUUGAUGAAUCUGCAGAAGAAUGCAGAUAUUAAUUCUCCAUGCUGUAUACAUGUAUCUCAGUUCCAUUUGUUGAAUAAAGCCAUAGAAAAUAGUGAGAAUUUCUAGAGGA